Mercenaria mercenaria is the source of this 8315-nucleotide messenger RNA. RefSeq names its product E3 ubiquitin-protein ligase rnf213-alpha-like. Gene Ontology annotation, molecular function: ubiquitin-protein transferase activity; ATP hydrolysis activity. The transcript is spliced from 48 exons. The annotation marks the transcript as partial. The record is from RefSeq and is a predicted model, not a curated record. NCBI's taxonomy places the organism in Eukaryota, Metazoa, Mollusca, Bivalvia, Venerida, Veneridae.
AUGGAUAGGGUCAAUGUAAACACGUACACAAAAUUCAAAGUUAGCCUGUUUGUAUACAACUACGAAUGGCAUCAGUAUGAUGGAGUUGUCAGUCUGAAGCCAGAUGCUAGCCUGCUAAGGAAAGGUAUCAACUGGUUUGUUGGCAAAUACGAGAAAGAUUGUGAAGCUUAUGCCUCAACGUUUGCUAAAUUCUUUUGUCCCACCUGGUUCAGGCCGGAGUUCAAAGUGAUGGAUGCUGCAGUGACAUACCAGGAGUCUAUUGACCAUCUAGAAAGCUUAUACAUUGGACUGCGAAAUGUCUAUGUAGUUGACGUUCGAUGUUUUAAAAGUGAAGAGGAGUAUGCGAGCAAAUUUGCAGAGUGGAUAAUUUCUCCGUUGGCAGAUUUUCUGGCACGGCAACACAUAAUUACUGAUGGCCUUUGUAUCAAAAUUAUACGUUCCCUUAGUGUUGUUGAGGUUUGCGAAAAACUGAAAUUGCCACUUGUGGAAAAAACAUGGCAGAAAGUGUGUAAAUGUUUGUUAGUGAAUAAAGACGAAGUCAACAAAACAUGUGUAGAACUGAAAGAUGUAUCUGAAUACUUUGAGGACAAGAAGCAAGUGGCUAAAUUUCUGGAAAAAUUUGUAGCACGAGUAAGCACAUUUGGCAAGAAUCCAUGUUGGCUCUACUGUAUGCCACUCAUACAUUUUCUUGAAGCCAUUUGUUUGCCUUUUGCUGAACCAACAAAAGAGAAGAAUCAUGAUGAUUAUGUACCAAAAUGGUGGGGAAUUGCAGAAUUGAAAAAGACAGUAGAUAUAUUCAAACGUGAUUGCCAUAAAUGGAAAACUCCCAUUGUUGAUGUAAUAGGAAUCUUGCAGCCUUUGUUUGAGAUGGAUUUUUAUCUUCCAAGAAGUAUUAUAGCUUCAAUGAGGCCAUAUGAGUGUAGAGAAAUCAUUGGACAAGAAAUCUUUCCCGUGGAGGUGUGCUGUGCUACAAUUUGCUUUUACAUCGAGGACACUUAUCCAAAGUUUUGCACGAGCAGUCGGUCAUUUUCGGAUGUUUCCGGAGAAGAGAGAACUGUUAUUGAGUGCAUCACAAAGCUAAAAGACAGACUUAAAGGAUAUUCCUGUUCAGCUAAAUGUGCGAGAACAAAGUGGUGGCUAGCGUUUAUGAUCUCGUUUGAGUGUAUUCAGAAAUCAUUAAAUACAAACCGAACUUUGAAAGUGAUGCACAGUGCACAGAUAUUUCUUUCCUGCAUUUCGAUAUACAAGCGCAUUUGUGAGCAGUCUGACAAUGAACUUGGGAAAAAUGAAAUGGAAUGGCAGACACAACACGAUGAACUAACCAAGCAAGCAUGCGACCAUGUGCUGAACUGGCUUAAUUUGUACGCAAAUGAAAAGUGGAACAUUCAUAUGGCUGAACUUCUUACAGGUAUUAUGAACAAAUCUGUAACCUCGCAAUUCAUGCACCAUUUCUGUAAGAAUCUCGAUGUUUACUGUGGACCUAUGCAAGACUGUCUUAAUGAGUUUGCUUUAAAAGCCGUUGAAGAUGGCAUUGAUUUAGAUGUGAUAGCGCUUGGGGAUGAAAAGAGCAAGUUUUCUACUUUGUUGUCAGAAAUGUUCCAAAGAGAGUGGCGAUCUGUGGACGAAGGAAAUCCGGACGUUCGAGAAGAGCGAAUUUUGAAAAUGGUUUUAUCAUGGUCAACUUUCCGUCAAUUUCUGAAAAGCUUAUAUAAAAGUAAGAAGUGUGCAAGUUUCCUCUCGGAAAACUGCCAGACAAAUAUAGAGAUUGCCAUAACAGUAGUGCAUUCAUGCGCAGCCUCUCUUAUCGAAGGAAAUAUAAACAUCGGGACACUUAGAUAUAUUCAGAAGCAUAAAACUACGUUCUGUGAGGUUGUACAGGAAGUCAUGCAGGACAAAGAUGUAAAGAUCAUAAGUAGCGCUGUAGACAUAAGAAUGAAAGAAGUACAAGCUUUUGAAGAACAAGCUGACCAGAUGAAAAUAUUAGUAGAUUUGUGUUCACAUUUACCGACAGUAUGUACAGGCUCCAUAGAGACAGUCCUUCAAAAAUUUGUAGAUAUUGAAAACUAUCAAGUAUCAGAAUUCUGCAAUACAAACGCCCUCAAUGAAGAUAUUAGACUUGAACAAUUCUAUCCUGAGGUUUAUGCGUUUGACGUUCCUGACGCAGUAUGCCGCAUAUUACCGAACUUGAAAAUGCACAAAAGCAGUUUUGUGUUUGAGAAAAUGUGGGACAAUGGUUGUAGGGGUAAACAGUGUACAACACUUGGUGACGUAGUUGGAAAUGUGUGGUUUCCGGUGAAAUGGAGAUGGGAUCGGUUUGUCAAUAGUGUUGCUACUGGCGACAUUUUGUUUCAAGAAUUUGAUGAAAUGGUUGGGAACAUCUACAAAGAUGAUGAACAAGGCUUAUUUGCAGAACUAAGAAAAAUGAGCAUCCCUGAUCGGUGUGCAAGAGAACGCAUCGAACAGCUGAAACAGUACACGAAAUUAGAAUCCUGUGUAAAAGGAGCAAAAGUUAUUAUGGAGGUCCAACAUAAGUAUGCAUUGAACGGGGACUUCAAACCAGUAGAAAACAUAGUCGAACACACUAACAGAAAUUUCAAAAUGAAAGCAUUUGACCAGUCUCUGAUGAAAACAUGCGUCUUUCUUGAAGAAAUUACUGCAGAAAGAGCGGCGUGUCUUUCAGCCUUUGUGGAUUGUAGCAAUUUAGUCAUGUGGCUUAGAGAGUCGAUGCAACAAUUGAAGGAGUUAAAGGUGUUUGUCGAUUUAGCCAUCAUGUCAGCUGGAGAUGAUCCCAUGAAUUUAGGAAAAGUUGAAUGUCUCCACACUGCAGUGACUGGAUAUUCUUCACUGAUAUUCGAUCUGAAACCUGAUUCCGGCUAUGGAGACUUGCUUGACCAGUGCAAGAUUGUUUGGAAAGAUUUAAAAGCUAGUCCUAACUUACCACACAUGCUGGUUGAUACAAAUAGAGAGUUGGAAUGGUUGAAGGAUGUCGAAAAAGCUCAUGGAUCAGUAGAGGUCACAUCUUUCAUCCAAGCCGAUGCCAUAAACAGUGAUGGAAUCUAUACAAUUGGUCGAAUGGCAUGGUCAAAUGACGGCACGAUUAAUUCAAGAGACAAACCGUCAUUGGUCGUUGAAGACGUACUAAGAUUAACCGUUCGUCCACAAACGGGCAAGAGACAAAAACGGGAUUACACACUAACAAAGCUGCAAGAUUUGACUAGCAGACUGAUGCUUGUUGCAGGGAAAACUGAAAAUGGAAACGAGAGCGUAGAGAACUUCCUUACAACAUUUGAUGGUGUUGUACGACUGUGCAAUGUGUAUACACAGUUAUGUGCAGCAGGAUGUGUACUUUUUCAAGACUGGUCAGUAAGAUGUUUAUGUGACGUAAGCAGACCAGCUGCCUUAAUACUUCAGUUUGGACAAGGCCGUUGUUUACCUACGAUAAAGGGUUUCAGGUCAAGAAACGAAGAUUUGAAGGACAUAGUUCCAGAGCUUGCAAAAUUCAUGGAAAAUUGUUUAAGACAGUGGCUGCAGCAUAUAAAAGACAAACGCAGGCAAUAUGUUCACUUAAACUUCUUCACAGUGGACCAGUUAGUUAUCCUUCAGAGAGAACUUGUAAAAGUUGGAACAGAGGAGCUUCCAUCCCAUUUGAUAUAUCCACUGCUUUCAGCAGUGAAACAGAACUGUACCCCAGCCGAUCUUAUGGAGGCUAUGGUGGCUGCUAAAGAUGAGAUUGAUGGUAGGAAUCUUCAAACUGAAGAUGGUCAUCAGAGUGAAACUGAUUAUGCAGAUGAUAAUGGUAUUCAAGAUGAGAAGAGAAUUAUCUUUAUCAAAGAGUUAGUCCGGUCCGGGUAUGACGAGGCAUUGGCAGUUGAAGCCCUUGAACAUGUAGACCCUGAAGAUAUUCCGCAAGGUAUCGUAUGGUGCAUGGACCAUGAAGAAAGUACGGAUGCUGAUCAGAAACAAAAUAGUUAUGAGGAUAGUGAACCUACGAUAGAGAACAUUCCACUACCUGACUUUAGAGGAUGGAGCCAAUCAGAAACAUCUCUGCAAACCAUGAUUACUUCUAGUGUAUCGGGACUAGCAAAACAAGACGACGAAGGAUCUAAACCGUUACUUAACAAAUUGGUUGUUUUGUGGGAGCAGUUCCUUGCAUCAAUAACAUCCAACAUACGUGAUUACCUUAGUUUGGAACAUCUCGGACUCAUCUUGAGGUGUCUGGCUGUUAAGAACUCAGUACAAAUUAAUAGAACGUUUCCGCCUAGUUUUAUAGAAGGACAGCCAAAUAUAAUUGUGUGCCCAUCAGCUGAUGUUAUUGUGACUACCCUGUCAAUCUACAUGCGGGACAGAAAUCAGCCUUUGCCACAGGCUGAUGAAAUACUAAUGUGCACGGCUGCAACAACAAAAGAUGAAGUUGACAUAUUUUGGCGGCGAGCUAUAUUCGGAAGAAGCCGUAAGAUUUACUGUUUGAUGAAUGCAGACAUGUUAGGUUACGACGCGAGUGAAGCGGCGGAGAGAUGUCUUGAGGAAUACUUACAAGAAGCUUAUUUUGAUAAAGAUUUGAAAUACCGCCUGUUGGUUAUUUGUGGUUCAGAUAAUGAGUACCGAUCAACAAUCGUGUCAUCGCUGGACAAAUACAAGAGACAACCUCUUCCAGUAAAUAAUGUUCAUCUUCGUGAAUAUAUUGCUUCAAAGCUGCGUACUGAAUUUCAGAACACGUCUGUAGUAUCCCCUGCUGCCUAUGUAGACAGUCAAAAUUCAACAGUACGUUUGAUAAAAUCAUGGAGAGCAGGUGUUGGGAAAACUUUGUUCAAGACUAGGCAAGUGGAAAAGCUUCAGAGUCUAAACGAAGAAAUUAGACGUGAUGGUAUCUCCAUUCCACUUCAUGAGAAAACAAUAAAUUUGCACUAUGUUAUUGAAAGACUGCUAGAGCACACACAACAUCCAGGGGAAGUAACAGCAAGGCUGUUUCAUAUAGACGUUGCACAUGAGGUGGAAAAUGGUGUGGAUUACCUUUUGUUCAACCUGCUGAUUCUGGGAUGUCUGAUGGAUAAGACUGGAUUUGUAUGGCGAAAAUCCUCCACUGACAUCUACUUGAUCGAAACAAUGCCUCUCUUGUUGCAAACAGCUAACAGAAUGGGCACGGAAUGGCACUAUCUGCAUUCAAUGCUUAGUUUAUUGCCUGACAUGAUAUGUAGGUCACCAAAGGAAUGCUUGAACAUAUACCAAGGAAAAGGAACAGGACCAUGUGAUCACAAAGAAUCUGAUCAACUGUUUGAUGAAAAGCUAUUUAGAAGUCCAGUAUUUCAAAGACCAUUUCAAUAUUUGCUGCGACUGGAACAGGAAAGAAAUUUUCAAGAUGUGCGGCCGCACAAUACAGAAGGAACGCCAAUGAUUUGUUUAGAAUUACUGCUCAGUCAUUGUGGGAUACAGGACCCUUCCUGGUCUGGUAUACAUCAUUUUGUAUGGUUUCUCAACACCCAGCUGGAAGCCUUUGAAGAAAACAACUUUGUUAGUCCAGCAGCUGAUAAACACCUACCAGGAUUUGGACAGUUUCUACUCAGAUUCCUCAUUUUGAUGUCAAGGGAUUUUUCAACACGUUCUCUUAAUAUAAGUGAAGAGACACCUGGGUUGAGACAUCAUUUAGCACAACAAGAACAAAAGAUGGAUGAUGUAAACAAUGAAAAUGAUGGAAAUCAAGCAGAGCUAAAACAAUACCAGAUGAGACGAACUUGGGAAAGCAGCCCACAUCCAUAUCUGUUUUUCAACUCGGAUAGAGCAACAUUUACUUUCCUUGGGUUUUUUAUCGAUCGACACACUGGAAAUCUUAUUGAUCUGCAAACAAAAGCUGUGUUAGAGGAAGGUAUAAUGUCGCAGAAUCUCUAUAAGGGAUUGGUCAGAAACAAUGCUCCAUUACAAGAAGAUUUUGACUCGCUAAAAAGGCACGAAAAGAUCGUAAAGUUGUGUAAGGUCAUGGGUAUAGAUAUGGAACAUGAUCCAGAUGACACAUACGAGCUUACAACAGACAACGUCAAGAAAAUGUUAGCCAUUUACAUGAGAUUCAGAUGUGAUAUUCCUGUUAUUAUCAUGGGAGAAACCGGAUGUGGUAAAACCAGGCUGAUCAAAUUCAUGUGCUCUCUUCAAAUGCCCCCAGGACUCCCAGUCACAAAUAUGUUACUGAUGAAGGUUCAUGGUGGGACAACUAACAGAGAUAUAAUAAAAAAGGUUGAAGAAGCGGAGAAACUUGCACAUGAAAACAGGGAAAACUUUGGACCACAUAUGUAUACAGUGUUGUUUUUUGACGAAGCAAACACAACAGAAUCGAUUGGUCUCAUAAAAGAAAUCAUGUGUGACAAAACAAUUGAAGGAAAGAAAUUGAAGCUUUGUGAAAACCUCAAAAUCGUGGCUGCGUGUAAUCCGUAUCGAAAACAUGCGGAUGAGCUUAUCAAGAAAUUAGAGCAGGCAGGACUUGGGUAUCAUGUAGAUGCUGAUGAGACAACAGACAGACUAGGUCGUGUUCCAAUGCGACGUUUGGUAUACAGGGUACAACCUCUACCACAGAGUUUGCUUCCCCUUGUGUGGGACUUCGGCCAGUUGAACACACAAAUAGAAGACCUGUAUAUCAGGCAGAUGGUCAGACGAUAUAUUCGAGAAGAUAAGCUACCGGAGGUAGAAGGAUUAACAGAGGUAGCCAGUUCAAUCUUGACCACUUCCCAAUACUACAUGAGACAACAGAAGGAUGAGUGUAGUUUUGUGUCUUUGCGGGAUGUUGAUAGAGUCUUGUUAGUGACGAGUUGGUUUUACGAGCAAAGUCAGGGAGAAAGAACCCUUUACAGGUGUAUGGAUGCAAAACUGUUUGGGAAUCAGAAUGAGCAAGAAAAUGAGAGAGUGGAUGAUUUGACGCGUUCACUCAUUCUUGCACUAGGUGUUUGUUACCAUGCAUGUUUAAAAAAGAGGAAACAGUAUCGUCGUUAUAUAGCUAGCUACUUCAAACUGCCGUGUCCCUUGCCAAAUGGGGAUAAACAAAUAAAGGCUGAAAUUGAAACUUGCCAAGAUGUUUUCCUUGAACAAGUUCACCUAGAUAAGAAGAACAUUGCCCGCAACAUGGCACUGAAGGAAAACGUAUUCAUGAUGGUUGUGUGUAUAGAACUUCGUAUCCCACUGUUCCUUGUUGGCAAACCUGGAAGCUCAAAGUCACUUGCAAAAACGAUAGUGUCUGAUGCUAUGCAAGGAAAUGCAGCACGGGAAGCGUUAUUCAGAGAACUGAAACAAGCACAGAUGGUCUCAUUUCAAUGCAGUCCACUGUCUACUCCGGACGGGAUAGUCGGCACAUUCCGACAGUGUGCUCAGUUCCAGAAAGAGAAAAAUUUAGAAACAUUUGUUUCCACUGUGGUACUUGAUGAAGUUGGAUUGGCGGAGGAUAGCCCCAGGAUGCCCUUAAAGACUCUACACCCACUCUUGGAAGAUGGAUGUCAGGGAGAUGAAAAACCGGAAAAAUACAAAAAAGUUGCCUUUAUUGGUAUUUCAAACUGGGCCUUAGAUCCAGCUAAAAUGAAUAGGGGAAUUUUAGUACAGAGAGAAGUGCCUAACUUGAAGGAGCUGCAAAAUAGUGCAAGAGGUAUAUGCAAGACAGACGAAGGUCUUGGAAAUUUGAUUAGACCAUUGAUAGAACCUAUGGCAAAGUCUUAUCUUGAAAUAUUUGAGAAGGCGACAGAGCAGAUGAGAGAGUUUUUUGGGCUGAGAGAUUUUUACAGCCUAGUAAAGAUGGUAUUCAGAUUUGUUGAAAAGGCAAAGAGGAAACCAACCUCGCAUGAAAUGUUACAUGCUAUCAAAAGAAACUUCGGCGGACUUGAUCAAAUUGAUCCUGUGCAGAGCUUCAGGAGAAAUUUAGCAACAGUUGAUUUUGGAAUGCCAAGUGGACCAGAUCCCGACAAUAGUCCUGCCGCUCUUAUUGAAGCAUGUCUGUUUGACACGUUUGACCUGAACAGUGAGAGUCGAUAUCUGUUACUAUUAACAGAAAACUAUGGAGCACUCGCUAUUGUACAGCAACUGAUUCUGUCGAGGAGUACCAGACCUAUUACACUAUUUGGAAGCAGUUUCAGAAGUGAUCAAGAGUACACACAGGUGUGUCGGAACAUCAACAAAAUCAAGAUUUGUAUGGAGACGGGUAAAACUGUGGUGUUACUGAACCUUGAGAAUCUGUACGAAAGCCUUUAUGAUGCGCUCAAUCAGUACUACGUGUAUUUUGGCGGGGCAAGAUACGUUGACCUUGGACUUGGCACACACAGGGUCAAAUGCCCUGUGAAUGAAAAUUUCAG